AUGCGUUCAGAAUCUUCACUCGUCAGAGUCACGAAAUUUUCAUCAGUUACGUUUGUACCGCGGGAGCGUAAAAGACACAGAGAACACCUCAGUGACACAUACAGUUAUACCGGACGCUUAAACAAAAUGGAUCGUUUUAUUAUAAAACACGUCUCUGUUCAGUCGUCAAGUACGUGUGCACCUGAUAAAAAUACACAGGCCAACGAGCCUGGCUCGAUCAAAACAGAGGCCGCAUCUACAUCAGCUUCUGAGCCGCCUCCCAAGAAGAAAGUCAAGUCAUCGACAAGGCAGUACAGUGACGAGUUUCUGAAGUAUGGCUUCGUCAAGUGUGAACAGGAAAAGGGAGAACCAAGGCCUCAGUGUGUGAUUUGCAGUGAAGUUCUCGCAAAUGAGAGUUUAAAGCCAUCAAAAUUAAAGAGACUUCUCGAAACCAAGCAUCCUAGUCUGGCUACAAAACCAGUUGACUAUUUCCAGAGAAGAAAGGAACAAAUGAAGAUGUCAGUGAAAGUUCUAAAUGCAGCAACCACUCUUAAUGACAAAGCACAAUUAGCAUCAUAUUUAGUUUCAUAUCGCAUUGCAAAAGAGAAAGUACCAUACACAUGUGGUGAGAAACUUAUUCUACCAUCUUGCGUGGAUAUAGUGAGCACGAUGCUCGAUGGAAAGUCGGCAGACAAGAUCAAAUGUGUCCCAAUCAGUGAUACAACAGUGUCACGGCGGAUAAGUGAUAUCGCAGAAAAUUUGGAACAGCUGGUGUCACACCUACAGACUGCUGGAGAAUUUGCUAUUCAGCUGGACGAAAGUACUGAUAUAUCUAACAGUGCAGUGCUCCUGGUGUACGUCAGAUACGUACAUGAAGAUGACUUUUUGGAAGAUAUGCUUUGCUACUUAACCUUACCUACUCAUUCAUCAGGAUUUGAGAUAUACAGAGUGCUGAAUGACUGCAUAGUUGGAAAAUACAAGCUGAAAUGGGCCAAUUGCAAAGGAAUUACAACCGAUGAAGCAGCAAAUAUGACUGGGAAAAAGAGCGGUGUUGUGACAAAAAUAUCAGAAGCAGCCGGUAAUGAUGUAACUUGGAGACAUUUUUCAUCCACCGUGAAACGCUGGCUGCCAAAGGUAUCCCAGACAAUCUCAGAGGUGUUUUGA
Messenger RNA from Penaeus monodon (black tiger shrimp), 1143 nucleotides. RefSeq names its product protein FAM200B-like. The transcript has a single exon. The record is from RefSeq and is a predicted model, not a curated record. The coding region runs from base 1 to 1143 and encodes 380 amino acids. Lineage: Eukaryota; Metazoa; Arthropoda; Malacostraca; Decapoda; Penaeidae.